UGGGCGAGAACAUAAUAAUAAACAUGCCCACAUGAAGAUCAUUGAACCCUGGCGGAAACUGAAGUUUGUUAGCCCCGGUCUCGCCAUAUGUAUUUUUAGCAGGUUGUGGAUAAUGUAAUGGACAUGGCCUGUCAAUGACGAGGAGCUGAGUCAGGAGAUGAAUACAGUCCAGAGUGUAGUGUUGGGGUGUGGUGGACUGGUGUUGGCAGUCCUCUACCAGUGUGAUUGCCUUUUUACCACUGCAUUUGUAAUCCUUCAUUUAGUUGUAAUUGGGGCUGGUAUAUUUCUUGGGACAUCAUGGUCACUGGUGCGAGGGAAACAGUACAAACCAACAUCAGCUCCUCCCGAAGAAUUGAUGGUCAACACAUUGAUACAAAAACUGAUGGAAAGAAAAGCGGACAAGAGAGGGGAGCCAAAAAAAGUUGUGGUAUCAAGGAACAUUGACCUUGCCCUACAGGAGGUUAUUGAUUUGGCUCUGCGAGAUUUCGUUCUCACCUGGUAUGAAGACCUGUCUAGAGACCAGGAAUCUCUGCUAACUGCUGUCAAGGGUGAUGUGUGGAUCCUGAUCAAACGACUCAGCACCAGGUUAUCUAAGGUAGACACCAUGAAGAUAAUUACACAGGAUGUGGUGGAUAAACUUCACGCUCACUUCACAGAGAUACGGCUUGCAGCCAAGAGCGGUAGUGACAGCAGUGUUGGGGAUGGGAAAGCAUUCAAUCUACACCCCUGGUUGGCUAGUGAGGCAUCAGAGCGUGAGUUCCUGAGCCAGCUGUGUGAGGUACUACUUCUCAUUUUCCUCCCCGACUCCUACCAUGGCUGUACCACGAUACGACAUAUCCUCCGCGAAAUCAUCACUUCCUCAGGAUUGCAGCCAAUGGUGGACAUGGUGUGUGACCCAGACUACAUCAAUGAGAAGCUCAUUGCUUACAUUGAUUACCGGCGCCAGGUCUCAGAGGACACUAGACGUACCUACUUGUACGCUGCUAACUAUGAAGACUUUGUCAAGAUGAUUGGCAAAUGUGAAGACAUUGAGCAUUUAAAGCAAAUCAGAUACAACAUUAUAACAGAAAUUAUACAGGCUACUACUAUCAAGAACCUACAGCAGGAACAGGCUGGUACAGGGAAACCUGGGUCACCAAAAGGCAUGGCUAAGGGAGAGUUGUUAAAAUCCAGAAACUUGAAAAGAUAUAUUAAUCAGCUGACCGUGGCUAAGUCAAAGUGUGAGAAGAGGAUCCGCUCCCUAGGCGGUCCAGACUACAAGUACUACACAGACAAUGCUGAUGGUGACAGUCAGGUCGAGAAGGUGAUGACUUUUAGCGAAGUGAUGGAUUCUCCCUUGGCUAGACAAGAGCUCUUCAAGUUCCUCAAACGAGAUGAUAAUGAGUCCUUAUUAGGAUUUUGGAAUGCUGUUGAGAAGCUCCGAUCUGCUGACAAGAGACAAUACCACCAGCUUGGCAGCGAUAUCUUCUACCAGUACAUCUCCAGUUCCACCACUGUGGUCAAAACUGACCGGUCACUUGUCAAAACUAUGGAGACCUUCCUCAAGGGGGACACAGGCCCAGAUGCUUUCUAUGAAGCUCAGGACCAAGUUUAUCAGGUGCUUCAGAAAGAUCACUACCCUUCUUUCCUUGUGAGUGACAUCUAUUACCGAUUUAUAAUAAGUGACGAUGAUGAACGUAUGGAGGCAGCUUCUGUAUCCUCUAAAGACCAGUUCUUUUUUGGACCCACUGAAAGUUUCCUGGAACCAGAAGAUGAGGACGACUCUGAAAAUGGAGAUCUGUUUGCUAGUGAGUCAUACGCAGCUCAGCAAAGACUGGAAACGCUGGAUGAAAAGAUCCGCAACAAGACACAAGCCAUUCAGGCUGUGAAAACAUCAAAGAAAACCGACGAUGCAAAGAUUGGUAAAGUAGAGAAGGAUAUGGAGAAGGAGAGAGAGAACUUAAUGAAUGAGAAGAAACAACUGGAGGCUCAUAUCCUCCGCAUGCAGAAGUGGUGUGAGAACCAGGGCAAGUGGCGAGCCCAUGUGUACGAAACGGAGACAUUUGAGGAGGGAGAGAAGAAGACACCAGUGUUUGUUCUGAUCAUACACCUGGUGGGGGCCGGUAUGAGUCAAAACCUCCAGAAGAGUAGUCAUGGAUGGGUUGUCUCCCGUACACUGCCGGAAUUUCACAAGAUGCAUAGACAGCUCAUACAGAUUGGAUCUUGGUUGAAGAAGAAGGACCUGCCUACCAUAGGAAGGUUCACAACAGUAGAUGACAAGUUUAUACAGGAGAGCAAAGUGGCCAUCAAUGAAUAUCUCAGUGCAGUGAUAAAGGAUGAGCGGAUGGCUCAGAGUGAGGUUCUGUGCCGAUUCCUGACCCCGACACCUGACUACCUUAAACAACAGGAGACCGCAGCAAAAAAGAAUACAUUCUUCCUUGGCAGUUUGCUCAAAAGCCUUCCUAAAAUUGGCCAGGAAUCCCACGAGAAUGAGGAUGAACUGCUGUUUUCUGUGGAAGAUAGCUCUAAGCUAGACAGAAGCAAAGACUCCAUAGCAGAACCUUUCUACAAUCUGGUGAAUGAAGUGUUUGAGCUGCGUGGCAUGUUUAAGUGGCUGAGGAAAAGCUUCAUAGCCUUUGUAGAAGUCAGCUUUGGUAGAUCUAUUAACAGACAGCUGAGGGAUACUGUGGACUGGAUCUUCUCUGAGCCAAUGGUCAUCUACUAUGUACGCAUGUUCAAGGACUCGAUGUGGCCAGAGGGCAAGCUGGCUCCUUAUGCUGAGGCUAAAAGUGAAGAGAAGAAAUUUCGGACACGGAUGGAGGCCAAGGAGAAAUUUCUUACCAAUAUUCCAGAUGCUCUGAAGUCUCUGCUGGGUGAAAACAAUGCUCGAAGAGGCUCUAUCAAAGUGUUUGAAGUCCUCCAGGAUACCAGAUUAAAUAAACAUCUGUUUUAUAUUCUGUUAGAAGUAGUUUUGAUGGAAAUAUGCCCAGAGCUGAAUGAAAUGGAGAUACCAUCGUCCUCUACAGAAAUCCUUACAUUAUGAUGGUAAUGGUUGUCAUGGCAACAUUAAAGAGUUUAAUUUAUCACUUUUAAGUCCUUUAACCCUUUUCAAAUCUGGAGAUUUUGUCAAUAUGUUCUGGUGAACUUUAUUCCAAGCAAUCAUCAAAACAUUUCGGGACCCUCUAUCGCCUAUACAGCAAGUGUGUCCCAAAUUAGCCCUGAUCUAACCUACAUUCAGUGGCUCUUGAUUCUUAACUUGAUUUGGCUUAAUCUCCCAUGUCAUUUACAACGACUGGACUCUACACCAAUCAUUGGAUAUCCAAUGGAAAUCUUCUUUAUGCAGAUGAUGUAGCUUUUGACAGUAAUUCUGUAUUGCCACGAUCAAAUAUUGUAUAUGGUACUUAUUUUAUUGGUAAUCCUAUUUCAGCGGUUUUCUGAAAUGCUAUUCCUUUAUUUAUUUACCCAGUCGAACUUUUGCCCUUUGCCCAAGAAAUCAAUUUUUCUUCCAGUGUUAAUUUCGCCCUUAACAUUUCAUAACUAUGUAUUUUAUGUUGUAUACAUAUAUUCUGUGUAAUGAUAUGGUCCAAUUUGUUUUAUUAAAAGCGGAACUCAUGCAGUUGACUGCCUAGGAAAUAGCCAUGGGUCAAUAUUCAAUCUGUCACCAGAUGGAUGUUUUGAUUUUGGAUGGUCAUAAUAGAUUUCUUAAAUCAAAAGACUUUCUAGAUGUGACGAUGUACUAUUAAUGUUUGCGAAAAUAUUCAAUGUACUACACAAUAUUUUUGUAUCGAGUGCUGAAAUCAAAAUAAUGCCAUGAAACUAUGUUCUCCAGUAAAGCAUGUCAGAUUACUGUAAAAGUGGACAUUUUUGGGUUGUGGCUCCUGAAACUGAUGGCUGGGUGACAAUGGAUCUGAAAUCUACAUAAUCUAUUGAUCAAUAUUCGCAUGUGGAUUUUCAUGCUAAUUUAUAUAAUACAAAAAGGUGGGAGCAUUUCCCCACUGUGAAAUUUCCACUUUUACAAAUGUAUUAUAUUAACUACUGGUUUAACAGACAAAUGGGCUGAGCAGUUGAUACAGAAUAACUACAUUAUGGGAGCCGGUAGUGAGAAUACUUACAAAUGUGGUAUAGAACUAUGAUGAACCACAUGUAUAUUGCUGUCCCUAGUAUAACAUGUCCCAAUCCUGUGAUAAGCUUGGGUAGACGAUUUUCUGUGUUAAUAAUUAUUUCCAUUCCCGACAGAAAUACUUUCAGGUUAAUUUAUUUCUUCUUUGACACAAUGUGAUAUUUAGAGUACCUGUAUAUAACUGCUUUGGGGCCGUCAGAUUAAUUAACAUUCCAAUUAUGUGUUUCUGGCUCCUUGGAGAGGACUGUGUUUGUUAUGUUACUUGAAUUUUGUUUUGAGACUCUUAAGUAAAGGGUACCAGUGUGUUAAACUGUACUACAUGGACUACCAUUGUCACUGUUGUUAAAUAUUUAUUAAUAAAUCAUAAAUAUUACUUGUUGCUAUGAUAUAACAGAAUUUUGGUAGUUUGAAAUUUGAAUGUUUGAAAUUUAAAUUUGAAUGUUUGAAAUUUGAAUGUUUGAAAUUUAAAUU
This is a messenger RNA of Mizuhopecten yessoensis (Yesso scallop), 4570 nucleotides long. Its product is annotated as sorting nexin-25-like. The transcript is spliced from 23 exons. The coding region runs from base 158 to 3022 and encodes 954 amino acids. Gene Ontology annotation, cellular component: intracellular membrane-bounded organelle. Gene Ontology annotation, molecular function: phosphatidylinositol binding. The record is from RefSeq and is a predicted model, not a curated record. Lineage: Eukaryota; Metazoa; Mollusca; Bivalvia; Pectinida; Pectinidae.